Messenger RNA from Meira miltonrushii, 1097 nucleotides. RefSeq names its product putative mitochondrial porin. The record is from RefSeq and is a predicted model, not a curated record. The coding region runs from base 129 to 1019 and encodes 296 amino acids. Gene Ontology annotation, cellular component: mitochondrial outer membrane. Gene Ontology annotation, biological process: monoatomic anion transmembrane transport. The transcript has a single exon. Lineage: Eukaryota; Fungi; Basidiomycota; Exobasidiomycetes; Exobasidiales; Brachybasidiaceae. Gene Ontology annotation, molecular function: voltage-gated monoatomic anion channel activity.
GUUUGAGUGUACGUGCGAGUGAAUGAAUGGGCGGCGUGCUUGGUGUCAAAGGUUGUGUGGUUACUGUUGCCAGCCCAAAGUAACAUCCACCAUAACACCCAUCAUCCUCUCUUUAUUUGAUUGUUACAAUGGCUGCUGCUUCAUCUCAACCCGUUCCACCAAGCUGGAAAGAUAUCGGCAAAGCUGCCAAUGACUUAUUGGGCAAAGAUUACCCAAUUCACGGUUCCACCCUUGAAGUCAAAACCACAACACCAAACAAUGUCGCUUUCAAGGUUUUGGGUGUUCGUGAUUCAAAGGACAACAAGAUCAGCGGUGAUUUGGAAGCCAAAUGGACCGAUAAGAAGAACGGUGUCAACUUCACUCAAGCAUGGUCAACUGCUAACGUUUUGAAGAAUCACGUUGAAUUGGAAAACCACAUCGCAAAAGGUCUCAAAUUGGAAUUGAUCACAACUUUGAUCCCUGACAAGCAAACCAAGAAUGCUUUGAUCGCAAGCACUUACAAACAACCCGGUUUCCACACCAGACAGCACUUGGACUUGUUCAAAGGUCCUUCCGUCACUGCUGAUGCCGUUUUGGGUCGUGAUGGUUUCUUGCUCGGUACCGAAGCCACUUACGAUGUCAAGGAUGGCAGAUUGUCAAAGUACAACUUGGCUGCCGCUUUCCAUGCUCCUGAAUACGCUGUUGCCCUUCACGCUUUGAGCAACUUGAACGUUUACACUGCAAGUUACUACCACCGUGUUAACGCUGAUAUCGAAACAAGUGCUCGUGCCACUUAUGACACCAAGGGACCUGCCAGUAACGUUAACUUGGAAGUCGGUACAAAGACUUACCUUGACAACGCCGCUUUCGUCAAGGCAAAGAUUAACAACUCCGGUAUCUUGUGCUUGGGUUACACUCAAGCUUUGCGUCCUGGUGUUAAGGCAUCUCUUGGUUUGGCUUUGGACACUGUUAAAUUGUCUGACAACACAGCCGGAGCUGAUGCACACAAGGUUGGUGCUUCAUUCGUCUUUGAAGCUUAAGAUGGGUAGAGAUUGUGCAAAAGUGGGAGAACGUUUGUUUGCUCCUCUUCUUCCCGAGAUCAUGCGGCAAUUAGAAGA